Drosophila mauritiana is the source of this 1359-nucleotide messenger RNA. RefSeq names its product plant intracellular Ras-group-related LRR protein 4. The record is from RefSeq and is a predicted model, not a curated record. Bases 267 to 1292 code for a protein of 341 amino acids. The transcript has 3 exons. Gene Ontology annotation, molecular function: protein binding. NCBI's taxonomy places the organism in Eukaryota, Metazoa, Arthropoda, Insecta, Diptera, Drosophilidae.
UUCACUAGCUUGGGAAGAGAAGGCAGGCAGAGAGAGUGCAGCAAACAGAGAUUUUUGUGCAUAUAUAGACGCUGAGAAUCGUUAUAUAAUAUGCACUCAAAACAAACGAAAAAAUGCGCAAAUCGGGCAACAGUUCGAAACUACAAAAUACGAGUCCUGAAAACUAAGCUACUAGCGCCAAAAGCAGAGUAGGUAUUCAGAUAAUUGUGAGGUAGUUUGGAACCCAAAUUCAAGUGCUGCAAAAUUAAACACUUAAUAAGGGCGACAUGGAGAAGGUUUGUCAGUUUUUCCGCAACAACUACGUGCUGGCCAAUUGCGAGGAUGCCAUAUACAAGAAGGCGUUCUCCCUGAAUCUGUCCCACUACCAAAUCUCCGACGUUCCGGACAUCAUCGAGAAGUGCGAGACGCUGAUGAAGCUGUUCCUCAACCAAAACAAGCUAACAAAGAUUCCAUCCUCCAUUGGUAGUUUGAUGCGCCUGCAGGUCCUCACGUUGGACUACAAUAAACUGGACGAAUUUCCGAUCUGCAUCUGUCGUUUGGUCCGGCUAAAGUUUCUCAACAUCAGCUGCAAUAGCAUUAGUAGUUUGCCCCCCGAACUUGGAUAUCUCACCCAGCUGGAGACCUUCUGGUGCAAUAAUACUGGACUCCUGGAGCUGCCCAACGAAAUUCGCAACUGUGAACACCUCGAGACGCUGGGCGUACGAGGAAAUCCCUUGAAGAAGUUGCCCGAUGCCAUAGGCGCUCUGUCCUCCCUUCGUUGGCUCACAGCCGAGGGCUGCGAACUCAGCGAAGUGCCACUCACCAUGGCGUUGCUGGGAAACUUGGUGCAUCUGAAUCUCAAGGGGAAUCGAUUGCGGCGGCUGCCCAGGAUGCUGAUGGCCAUGCGGAAGCUGCGGUUCGCUUUCCUCAACGAAAAUUGUAUUGACGAGAUGCCCACGCGGUCACAACUGGAGGAGCUGCGCACUCUUCACAUGCUCAACUUGUCCAAGAAUCCCAUCAGCCUGCACCGCGAUCUACAGCUAAUGGCUUUGCGUCAGACGAACCUGUAUGUGGAGCUGCCGUCAGAUCCCGCCGAUAUUUGCGAUGGUCUCGCCAGUCGGGCUAGCCUGAACGCCCAGGAACAGCAGGCGGAUCAGGAGCGAGGAGCAGGACAGGAUCUAGACUCCUCCGACUGGGCGAACAGCGUGCGGACCAGCGAACUGGACUCGACGGACGAGAGUACGCUGGAGAACAGCAUCGAGGAUCUGAGUGUCAUGCUGCCGGAAAUGUCGCGCUUUGUCACCACCUUUUGAAUGCAUAAAUCUGUGCCAACGAGGUCUGAUAUUAUGUAGCACACAUAAAUCUGUGGUUUAUUUUCUA